Necator americanus (New World hookworm) is the source of this 372-nucleotide messenger RNA. RefSeq lists its product as uncharacterized. The transcript is spliced from 2 exons. The coding region runs from base 1 to 372 and encodes 123 amino acids. The record is from RefSeq and is a predicted model, not a curated record. Gene Ontology annotation, molecular function: nucleic acid binding. NCBI's taxonomy places the organism in Eukaryota, Metazoa, Nematoda, Chromadorea, Rhabditida, Ancylostomatidae.
AUGAAAUCUACCGUUUCGAACGCCGGACAACACGACAGUUACUGCCGAGGUCUACUGCGCUCAACUGCAAAGACUGGCCGACAAGAUCCGCAAGGAGCAAUCGAAGCUCGACAACAAAAUUCGGAGCUCGGAUGGAAAGUUCUACCGCACCCACCGUACAGCCCGGACCUGGCCCCGAGCGACUACCACCUCUUCCGUUCGGUUCAGCAUCACCUGGAAGAGAAGCGCUACAAUGAUUGUGACCACCUCGAAAAUGACCUUCCGGCUUUCUUCGCCUCCAAGUCGCCGAAGUUCUACGCCAAAGGAAUCCGUGAUCUUGUGAGACGUUGGCAGAAGGUUGUCGAUGUUGAUGGAGAUUAUUUCGUCGAAUAA